This is a messenger RNA of Arachis duranensis, 2610 nucleotides long. RefSeq lists its product as uncharacterized. NCBI's taxonomy places the organism in Eukaryota, Viridiplantae, Streptophyta, Magnoliopsida, Fabales, Fabaceae. The record is from RefSeq and is a predicted model, not a curated record. The transcript is spliced from 4 exons. Bases 804 to 2375 code for a protein of 523 amino acids.
UCACAUUUUCAUAGCCAUAAGUCCAUAACAAAUACUCUUCAUUUCUCCAAUUGAAAUUUCAGUUACGAUUAGUUUUCCCUUUUUUAUUUUCUCUCUCUCUCGUUUCUUUUUCAUUUUCUUGGUUUAUUUUCUUUCUUUCCCUCUCAAUUUUCCCUCACUUUAUCGCGCUUUCUCUCUGUCCAAACACCUUCCCCUUCUCCGUUUCUCUGCGGCAGAUGGAGAUGCCAAUGGAGGAUUCGCGCUCCUGUGAAGUUCUCUCACUGCUCCUCGACGCCUUCCUCAGACACGCUCGAUCUCCGCAAUUACCUAACACUUCUUCUAUACGUGCCAGGCAACGAAUAUCUGGUUUUACGACGCCGUUUUGAAAAGGUUCUUCCUCCUCUUCGAUUUAGCUGUUUUACUCUCCUCGCUUUUUCAGUGUUCGUCUUUUGUUCUUCGCUGUUUAGCUCGAAAUUCCUGGAAUUAGGAUAGUUGACUUGCGGCUUCUUGCCAUGCGUUUCGAAUUCUUGCUGUUAGUGUUGGUCAAUGCUUGUGCGGGAGCUGAAUUUUAGUCAAAUUUCCUAUCGAUUGAAACUGUUGUCACUAUGAAAAAUCUUCUGUCUUGCUGUUGUGGAAAUUGGAAUCCCUAGGAUUUGGAGCUGAGCUAGCAAGAGUUUUUGUCGAAUCUUGAUCUGGAAGAAGCGUUAGAAGCAUGUGUUUUUUGUAAUUUCGGAGCAAUUCUCGUUGUAUCUGAGUGUUUGUGGUGGUUCUUGAAGUCUGUGGUGUUGAAUCUUUGGUUUAGUUGCUUUUGGAGGAAAUUCGAAAUGAGAGGGAAGAAAAAAGGGCUUUCGAAGGCUACUGUUGCUGAGCUGAAAGAACAAUUGGCAAAGAAAAUACUGAGAAAUGUUAGAGCCCAAGGGCAUCCCUACGUUGAGCUACGUAAGCUUGGAAAGAAGAACAACAUUUUUUUCUGCAUUCUGUGUCUUAAGACGUGUUUCACUGAUGAUGUUCUGUAUCAACAUUUGAGAGGCAAUUUGCAUACGCUGAGACUGUCUACUGCUAAGAUCACUCUUCUGAAACCAAAUCCCUGGCCUUUUAAUGAUGGUCUUGUUUUCUUUCAUAAUUCAAGUGAAACGGAUAAAGACUUGGAAACAACAGAUGCUAGUCGGAUAAAGCUGUUGAAGCUUACAGACAUUGACAGUGACAAGGAUCUCUCUCUUGUGAAGAUUGAUGAACCCAUUCAGUCAGAUGUUCAACCAAGUUCAGCUGAUGAUACACUGGAUGAUGGUCAUACUUUGGUGAUUCGGAAGUUGCAAAUUGGGGACGAAAAUGUUGAUAUAAAGGUCAGGAAUAUAGGCUGGGGAAAGAUUGCUGCCAGGUUCCUUGAGAAGGAUCAUCGGGUCAGCGGGGUUAGAAGAAUAUGGUGUGAAUGGUUAGGACAAGAGAAGAAUGUUGAACAAGAUUAUGGCAAGGUUACAAAGCAUGAUUUUGCUCUUGUUAUUUUCUCCUAUAAUGGUGACUUGGGGCGGAUUUUUGAAGAAGACAAGUCAUCUCUGCCAUCUGCUAGUAUGUCAGAGUCAGAAAGUGAGAGAGAUGGUGGCCGAAAGAGAAAGAAAAUAUCGUCAUCUGCUAGUGUGUCAGACUCAGAAAGUGAGGGAGAUGGAGGCCGAAAGAGAAAGAAAAGAUCACAUGAUUCAUCUACAGAAACCUCAAAGGAUUCCACCACAAGAUUGCCUAUUGAUCAAAAUGACAAGCAGCUUCUUGCUCAAAUAAUUUCGAGCAAGGCUGCAAGAAAAGAAUUGAGACGGCGAAAACGGAUAGCAGCAGAGAAACUAUGUAAUGUAUGUCAUCAAAAAAUGUUUCCUGGUAAAGAUGUAGCAGCACUUCUGAAUUUGGAGACUGGAAAACUAGCAUGCAGUACUCGGAAUAAGAUUGGGUUAUUUCAUGUGUUUCAUGCGUCCUGCAUUAUACACUGGAUACUCAUGUGUGAAUCUAUCAUAAUAAAAAAUCGACUAGUACUUCCAACUAGACGAGUAGCAAAGAAGAAGGCUGUAGUUAGCGAUAACCAAACUGUGAAAAGAGAUGACCCUGAAAAACGAAUUAAAUGUGUAUUCUGCCCAGAGUGCCAGGGUACUGGUAUGGCUACCACUGAUGUUGAUGAGCAUAGCCUUGAGCGUACACCCUUUACAUUGGAUGAGAAAUUCAAGUUCCAAAUGCUGACAGUUCAUGGACGCCUGAAUUGGAUAAAAAAUCCUGAAGUGGUGCAGAAUUGCUCAAUUGGUCUUGACUUCCCUCCAUCGGAGGAGGUAUUUCAGGAAAAAGUUGAAUCCAUAAAAUUGCUGCCUUUUUAUCGUGCUGAUCUUGAGUGUGGUGACGGUGCUCAGAGUGGGGCAUAGGAUUUUUGCUUUACCCUGGAAUUGAUUCUCACAUAACAAUUAGAUAAUCUUUUUAUAUAUUGCCGUCUGUUAAUAAUUGUAAGAACUAUGAGUAAUUGUGUAGCUUUUCAGGUUAAGGUAGGUUUGCCAGAUUUGGAUAUAUAAACCUCGUAGAUUAAAGACCUGAUUGAGCAUUGGGAUUGUACAUUGAUGACAUACGUUUACAAUGUAAGUAGUACAUAAUUCGAAAAGUAAA